This is a messenger RNA of Effrenium voratum, 1484 nucleotides long. NCBI's taxonomy places the organism in Eukaryota, Dinophyceae, Suessiales, Symbiodiniaceae. The record is from the annotation of a GenBank genome assembly.
GCUUUCUAACCGGAUGCUGCAACCUUUGCUUGGACUUCAUGGACGUCCUGCUUCGAGUGCUGGGUCCUUUGCUGGUCGUGCUUGCCGUGUCCCUGAUCUCCUUUGUCGCGUACACGUUCUUCACUGUGCUGAUUCCAUACUUUGCGGAUGGAGGAACUCCCUUGCCGUUGCUGCUGGCUGAGUUGGCACUGGGUUGCUUUUUGCUGGUCAAUCUGUUGUAUAACUACGCCAUGGCCAUUUGCCUCAAUGCUGGCACACCACCUGAAAGUGCAGGUGACAGUGCAAAGGAUGCAGAGCUGGGUGUUGUUGGCUUUGGUUGUACCAAAGAGUGCCAAAAGUGCUUUCGCUCCAAGCCACCCCGGGCGCACCACUGCAGUGUGUGCAAGCGAUGCGUGCUGAAGAUGGACCAUCAUUGUCCAUGGAUCAACAAUUGCGUCGGCUUCAACAACUACAGGUACUUUUGCCUGUUCAUGCUCUACCUUGCCUUGGGCUGUUUGUAUGUUGUCGUCAUGGGCUACCACCUUUUCUUACGAUCUGUAGUACCUUUGAGGCGGAGGCCAGCCAAGAUGAGUUUUGCAGAUGCUCAGUGCAUGACACUCUCCUGGCUCAUCUCUCUUUGUAUCUUCCUUGCGCUGUGUCUGCUGGGAGGCUUCCACCUGUACUUGGUUCUGACGAACCAGACCACCAUUGAGUUUCACGUCAACCUGACGAAUCGGCAUCUUGCCAGACGGAAGGGCGAAAGCUACAGGAAUCCGUAUGAUUUGGGCUGGUCUCGAAACUUCCAGCAGGUAUUUGGACCGAACAAGUUCUUCCACUUCCUGUGGAUGAUGCCGUACUUGGCCAAGAGGCCGAUGGCUUGGCUUGAAUUCGCGGUGAGUCUUGUGGAGCUGAAGGUUGCCAAAGAGGAGGGCUUUCAUUUGCCUGGUGGCAAUGCUGACACAAAUUCUGCUUUGAUUGCCUUUUCGGGCACAAAGCCUUUGGAUUUGAAAGCGGCUCGUGCGCGGUCACAAGGAUGUUUAAGGCCUGGAGGCGCUCUUGACCGAGUGCUGAAGCUUCGGAAGGAGAACGACCUUGAGCGGCUCAUAGAUGUCUUGGUGCGAGCAGCACCUGAUCAGCGACAUGAUGCUCUGAGAUACUUCAAGCAACCGUACAACGCCCACAGAGCGAAAAUGGCUCCUAGAUACAUCGAUGAGGACCAUCGCAGGAGAUUGGUACUGCAAGUGCUGAAAAGGUAUCCUGUGUGUGAUAUUUACGAUUUGGUCCGAGUCGAUGAGAAGCUUUGGGCCAACAUCAGCCGUGAAUUGGGUGGCCUCAGCUAUGGAGUCGCUAUGAAGGCUGCUAUGGAUGUAAUUGCAGAGUCGAUGACGCCUCUGGAGCGUGCCACCUUUUGGGCUUCUGUUGGCACACGGCAGCGGGCUGCAGAUCAAGGGCGAAGCGUUGUUUUUGCAGCUCAAGACAGUCCUCAGCAGCCGCUACAUUUCUGA